ACGGCAGAGAAAAGUGAUGAGAGUGUAGAACAAAACAAGCGAUAAAACUCCUCGGCGCGGUGCAUUUAUCGACACCCCGCAACUGUUCCAGGCCGGAGCGCUGCCGCUUCACCGGGAAACUGUCAAGUGCGGCCAUAGGGACCGCGUCGGGCGGCUGAGGUUGACUUACUGAGCUAACUGUUUGCUAACUAGCCGCUAAAGUGGCAGGCGUCGCUACCGUUAGCUAACGUUAACUGCGGAAGGCGAGUGAGGGGAAGAAGGCAGCUCGAAGGAGACGCCGACAAGACAAGCUCAACACUUUUUCGCCGCAAAUAAGCGACUUUUUUGCCUUGCUACGACCGCUACCUGUACAGGGUUUGCAGUAGGAUCGUCUGCAUCGGAGGUUUAACAAGAAAGUAACGAGUUGGAAAGCAGAAAAAGACGAUAAAGGCGUCAUUUUCUGCUCAUCUGACGCCAUGGCUCACUCCCCUAUUCAGGGUGGACUACCGGGCAUUCAGAAUCUCAGAGCUGAUCCUGAAGAACUUUUCACAAAGCUGGAGAGGAUAGGAAAAGGUUCUUUCGGUGAAGUCUACAAAGGCAUCGACAAUCAGAACCAGAAAGUUGUUGCCAUUAAGAUUAUUGAUCUGGAGGAAGCCGAGGAUGAAAUAGAAGAUAUUCAGCAGGAGAUCACGGUUCUCAGCCAGUGUGACAGCCCUUUUAUCACCAAAUAUUUUGGAUCCUAUCUCAAGGGCACAAAGUUAUGGAUUAUCAUGGAGUACUUGGGUGGAGGAUCAGCUCUUGAUCUAUUGGAAGCUGGUCCUCUGGAUGAAACACAGAUCGCUACUAUCCUGAGAGAAAUCCUGAAAGGGCUUGAGUAUCUGCACUCUGAGAAGAAAAUACACAGAGAUAUCAAAGCUGCCAACGUGUUGCUAUCAGAGCAAGGCGAUGUGAAGCUGGCAGACUUUGGAGUGGCAGGCCAGUUGACAGACACGCAGAUAAAACGGAACACGUUUGUUGGAACGCCAUUCUGGAUGGCACCUGAAGUCAUUAAACAGUCUGCCUACGACUCAAAGGCGGACAUCUGGUCAUUAGGAAUAACAGCGAUAGAACUGGCGAAAGGGGAGCCGCCGCACUCUGAGCUCCAUCCUAUGAAGGUCCUAUUUCUCAUCCCAAAGAACAAUCCGCCAACACUGGAAGGAAACUACAGUAAACCACUAAAAGAAUUUGUUGAAGCCUGUUUAAAUAAGGAGCCUAGCUUUAGGCCAACCGCCAAAGAGUUGUUAAAACACAAGUAUAUUGUGAGGCAUGCCAAAAAGACGACCUACCUGACGGAGCUGAUCGACCGAUACAAGAGGUGGAAAUCCGAGCAGUCCCGGGACGAGUCCAGCUCGGACGAAUCCGACGAGGAGCUAGAGAGGCAGGGGCCUGGAGGUGACGAAGCGACAAACGACGACUGGAUCUGGACCAUCAAGAAAAAGGAUCUGAAGAAGAUUCAGAACGGAGCGGCUCAGCCUGCCGAGUUAGAAAGGACGCCGGAGGUGCAGGAGAGUCCAAGGAGGCCUUUGUCACAGAGCUUAUCAACAAUCUUCUCUCCGCUGUUUUCUGAGCUGAAAGAGAAAGGUGGGGCAAGUAAUGGCAAACCAGAGACGGCAGAGGCGCUGCAGGAGGCCAUUUUCCAAGCAGAGGAAACUCACCCGGGAAUCUGCGACUCCUUGGUGGCUGAGCUCGUGCAGAGACUCCAGAGGUUUUCUGUCCCACACGCAGCUGCCUCUCAGUGAGAAGAGCUCGGUCCGGCUCUGCUCCACUUCCCCGCCCUGAUAGUAGCAGUCAGACCGCUUCCUCUGACCUCCACAGCCGGGAUGAAGUCUCCCAGGAAGGUCUCCACCGCUCACUUGCCUGAAGCGAAUCCCGGCCUAGUUAACGUGUGUUCAUAUGCUAGCGCAGCGCCAGAGGGUCCUAUUCAGGACAGACAGUCACCUGCUGUAAGAUGUCAAUACCUCCUCCUCCUCCUCCUCCUCCUCCAGCGUUUUAUUUGAAGCGUCAGCAGUGAUCUUUGUGGAAUGACUCUUUGAGUUUUUGGUUUUGGUGAGGUGUGUCUUUUUUCCACAAAGGUUUACAUCCAGCGUUCGUUUGGAGUAAAGACUUUGCUUGAUUGAUUGAUUGAUUGAUUGAUUGAUUGCGUGCAUGCGUGGCUGUGCUGUGCGAGCUGUCCGGUGGAGAGUGGCGUGCGAGUAUUGUUUUAAAAACUCAGGUAUCCUGCUUUAAGUGGAUUGGGUCCUCUGGGAGACGGAUGGAGCGCUACAGGGUGGCUGUACAGACUUGUAAAUAAGCUGAUUUUUACAGAGUAAUGAAAAAACAACAAAAAAAAAAAAACAAAAAAACAACAAUGGCUCGUUUGGAACCGCUGUGUACAAAUGGCCAAAAUGCAAUUUGUAGAUAAUGACAGUGAGGAAAAUAUUUUGCGAGACAAAAGUGGCCACAUACGAGAUUGCCUUGCCUUUGUACUUGUUCUUUUGUAUAUCAGUUUUUGAUUUCUCUCUCCAGCUGGUCUCGUGUCGUUUGAGACUCUUCUCGAAUCUCUUCAGCUCUUUUGGGCUCCCGCCCUCAUCGCCGUGGCUGUAACUCUGACGGAGAAUGUAGAAACUGGCUGGAUCGCUGAAGCCCCACCAGCUUUAGACACUGGACGCUCCGUCUCCGGCUUGCUGCGUUUGCUGUACUCCGCUUCAUCGCCCCCCC
Molecule: messenger RNA, 2715 nt
Organism: Salarias fasciatus (jewelled blenny)
Lineage: Eukaryota; Metazoa; Chordata; Actinopteri; Blenniiformes; Blenniidae
Gene: stk24a
Product: serine/threonine kinase 24a (STE20 homolog, yeast)
Exons: 11
Coding region: 456-1757 (433 amino acids)
Biological process (GO): protein phosphorylation; negative regulation of cell migration
Cellular component (GO): Golgi apparatus; cytoplasm
Molecular function (GO): protein serine/threonine kinase activity; ATP binding
Source: RefSeq, a predicted model, not a curated record